AUGUUAGAGCAGUUACAUUGUCAAUCACCACAGGAGAACCUUUCUUCAGAGAGUUUGGACUCAGACCUGAGUGUUGGUAGCAAUGAGUAUCGCACUCCACCACCAAUGAUCAACAUGGUUGUACACCCUCAACCAGACAGUCAACAGGACGGUGAUGUCCCAUAUGACAGAAUGUUCAUACCGCUUAGCCAGAACUGGCAUAUUCAAAACCCAAUAGUAGAUCAACAGGAAGAUUGCAACCAUCAACAAGAGGUGCAACAGACUCCGCCAAGAUAUAAAAGCCCUGAUUAUGACCAACAACCAAGGUUCUUACAUAUGCCUACAUCUGACCAUGUUCACUUUUCACCAAGUGUACAACAUGAGCACCGCUAUGUCGACCAAUAUCAACAUGGCUUCAAUAGUCUUCACCGACUGGAAGUCAACCAGAGUCAACAAAGAGUGCAAAUGCAACAGAAAGUACAAUGCCUACAACAACGGCUACACCAGCUUCAACAAGGGGUCAUUAACUAUGCACAGCCUGUGCAACAACAACAUUUAGCUGCAGCGCCGGUUUCUAUACCUCAACAGCGGCUACAACAACAGGUUAGUGAAGUUGUUCAUCAAAAACCAAAUUAUCCAGAACCAAGGUUUCAACCACCAAGUUAUGUACCAGAAGUUCAACAACAUAAGAUGAUUGGUCACCCAAUUUCUAUGUAUCAACCUCCUAGAGAUGAACCACUGCCACAAGCACCAACAAAUUUAACGCCUUACAACCAUCAAUACAUACCUGGUUUAACGUACCCAAGAUUGGGUCAGCCCAACCUUUCAGGCUAUCAGUCACAACCAUUACACGUGCCUCAGUUACAUAUGCCUCGCACACAGCAGCAACCUCCACCAUCAGGAGCACCUCAGCUGCAUUACAACCAACCUUCAGCAAGACAGAAGGAAUAUAAUAGUGAUUACUAUGGGAGACAAGAAAGAACAUACCGCCAGUCCAGAGCAAAGCGAAGGUCAGAACCUGAGUACAACAAACCUCGUGAGAAUCAACAGCAUGAUUUCUCACCAUUAAGAAGUGUAAGGAGUUUUCCAGUACACCGUAGUCGUUCAAGUCCUAGAAGGUCUAGAGGGUCUAGUGACUCCCAAUCAGAAUCUGACACAGAUAGGCAAAGUUCUGAAAGCAGUCAGGAAAGAAGAAAAAAGGAGAAAAUGGAGAAAAGACAAUUUCUGUCCUCGAUCCCGAAAACGCUCCGCUAUAGUAGAAAGGGCAACUGGAAAGCCUUUUAUACCAAGUUUUCUGGUUAUGCAAAAAUUGCUGAGUGGACAGAUGAACAAAAGAGAGAACAGCUCUGCUGGUGUUUAGAUGAUGCAGCCAGUGAGUACUACACCUUACUCCUAGAAAAUAACAAAACAGCAAGUUAUUCUGAUAUCAUAUCUAAUAUGAAUAAGAGAUUUGGUCAUCAAGAACUGCCAGAAACCUCACAAAUUCAGUUUCAGACAUGUGGCCAAGGUGAAAAGGAGACCUUGGAGGAGUGGUCGGAAAGAGUGUUGACUCUCGCCACUAGAGCCUAUAGCAGGUACAGUGAACAACUAAUGACUGAACAGGCAAUCAUGAGGUUUUGUCAGAGUUGUAAUGAUACUGUUGCUGGAACAGAAGCGUGUAUCUCUAAACCAAAGUCCAUGGAUGCAGCCUUGGAUAUGAUUAGAUGGUGUCAGCACACUAGGAAGGCAGUCAGUGCCAUUCAGAAAACUAGCAAGAAGGAGGAGUCUCUUUCAGAGAAGUCAGUUAACUCACCAGUAGUUCUUGGUGUAGGUAGCACCAAGUCCAGUAUGGAUAAUCGUCUCUCUCGCAUAGAAGAACAUAUAAAGAAAAUGAUGUCAACAGUAACCAGUUUGGUUCAGGAACAGUCAGCCAAACAUGGAACCAGUCCUAGUUCUAGGUCACCUUAUCAAUUUUUAUAA
Messenger RNA from Mytilus trossulus (common blue mussel), 1938 nucleotides. RefSeq lists its product as uncharacterized. Bases 1 to 1938 code for a protein of 645 amino acids. The record is from RefSeq and is a predicted model, not a curated record. The transcript is spliced from 2 exons. NCBI's taxonomy places the organism in Eukaryota, Metazoa, Mollusca, Bivalvia, Mytilida, Mytilidae.